CGGCUGAACACGUUUUUGUUUUGUUUUUUGAGUUACUGCGGAACAAAAGCAACUGCUCUCCGUGGGUGUGUGUGGGAUGUCGUGUCAGGGCUAGAGCCCGUCCCUCUCCCAUGAGCCUGUGUGCCCACACACACACCUGGCGCCUCCACACACACACACCCGGCGCCCACACACACACAGACUUGGCACCCGACGCCGUGAGUUGGAUCCUCGGAGCCCAUCAGAGCCCAGCGGAGCCCAGCAGAGCCUAGUGGAGUGGAGGCGAGCACAGUUGGAGCCUGAGGAUGUCAACAGAGACAGAGCUACAACCAGCGGUCAGGCCCAGCAGUGUCAGACGAGACUCCAAAAGGAAAGGGCAGGAUCGCAGUGAGGCGGCUCUCAUCAGGCGUUUUAAGGGUGAUGGCGUCCGCUACAAGGCCAAGCUCAUCGGCUUGGACGAGGUCACCGCUGCCCGUGGAGACAAGCUCUGCCAGGACUCAAUGAUGAAGCUAAAGGGUUUUGCUGCAGCAGCGCGGUCCAAAGGGGAACAUAAACAGAAAGUGUUUCUGACUGUUUCUUUCGGAGGGAUCAAAAUCUUCGAUGAGAAGUCAGGGGUCCUCCAGCACCACCAUGCGGUCCAUGAGAUUUCCUACAUUGCUAAGGACAUCACGGACCACCGAGCCUUUGGCUACAUCUGCGGGAAGGAAGGGAACCACCGCUUUGUAGCCAUUAAGACUGCUCAGUCGGCCGAGCCAGUGAUUCUAGACCUGCGGGACCUGUUCCAGCUCAUCUAUGAGAUUAAACAAAGGGAGGAGAUGGAGAAGAAGGCCCAGAAAGACAAACAGUGUGAACAAGCUGUCUAUCAGACAAUACUGGAAGAGGACCUGGAGGACCCGGUCUACCAGUACAUUGUGUUUGAGGCGGGACACGAGCCCAUCCGCGACCAAUCAGAGGAAAGCAUUUAUCAGGUGCCAACCAGUCAGCAGAAGGAGGGGGUCUAUGACGUCCCAAAGCGACACCCAGUGAGUGACCGAAAUAUCAACCAGUUAGAGCUUUUCGGAGACAUGUCCACACCUCCUGACAUCACCUCUCCAUCGACCCCUGCCUCUCCAGCCAACACCCUUGACCCCUCCCUGGGCCUGCAGCCCCCCACAGAGCUCUUUGCUCCCUUCAACCCUGCUUCUGUGCCCUCAGGUUAUGUGACGAUGGGAGCAGUGCCUCCAGGCCACUGGUCCCAGCAGGCAUUUGCUGCCCAGACACCGCUAGCGUUCGGGGUGCAGUCUCCUCUCGGUCCCAUGGCCCAGGUGCUGCCAGGUGGCCAACCACUCAUCUGGGGCCAGGCCAAUCUCUUCCCUGCCACUCAGCAGCAGUGGGCAGCCAUGGCAGCUGGAGCCUUCACCCCCACAGCCUACCUCCCUGCCCAGCCUGUCGGCACCCUGCCUGCUGCAAUGUUCCAGACUUUAACCCCUGUUGCAACCGUUGCUUCGGCCAGUGAGAGCCAAACAGGGGCUGGAGCCAGUGCCUCAGCUCCCUCCCCCUCAGCAUCAUCGAGUCCGCAGCAUGGAGAGCGGGCAAAGAAGAUGGGCAAGGAGAUGUUCAAGGAUUUUCAGCUGGCAAAGCCCCCAGCCAUGCCGGCGAGGAAGGGUGAACAGCCCAAUCUAGCAGGCACCUCAGAGGCAUUCAGUUCCUACUUCAGCCGAGUGGGUACUGCCCAAGACACAGAUGACUGUGAUGACUUUGACAUUUCGCAGAUGAAUCUGACACCGGUCACUUCCACAACACCCUCCACCAACUCACCGCCCACCCCAGCACCUAGGCAGAGCUCUCCUUCCAAGUCCUCAGCCUCCCACGUCAGUGACCCCCCCACCGAUGCCACAGACCCCCCCACAGAUGACUCAUUUGGGGAGGCUGACGGUAGCCCCAGUCGCAGUGGAGAGGAAGACGCUGCCUGUGGUUCUGGGUCUCCCUGCCCCAGUGAGACAGCUGAGCCCAGCCCAGACCCAGCCAGUCCAGAGGCUGGGAGCUAG
Lampris incognitus (smalleye Pacific opah) is the source of this 2006-nucleotide messenger RNA. It is a transcript of the gene dab1a, whose product is annotated as DAB adaptor protein 1a. The record is from RefSeq and is a predicted model, not a curated record. The transcript has 15 exons. Bases 285 to 2006 code for a protein of 573 amino acids. Gene Ontology annotation, biological process: ventral spinal cord development; lateral motor column neuron migration. Lineage: Eukaryota; Metazoa; Chordata; Actinopteri; Lampriformes; Lampridae.